Trichoplusia ni (cabbage looper) is the source of this 1375-nucleotide messenger RNA. RefSeq lists its product as uncharacterized. Bases 326 to 1375 code for a protein of 349 amino acids. The record is from RefSeq and is a predicted model, not a curated record. The transcript has 2 exons. Lineage: Eukaryota; Metazoa; Arthropoda; Insecta; Lepidoptera; Noctuidae.
UGGCGGUUUCGCUCGACAUCGCCAAUGCCUUCAACUCGUUGCCGCAUCAGUGCAUAGAGUCGGCACUUCGAUAUCAUGGGGUGCCGCUCUACCUGCAGCACGUCGUGGCGGACUACCUCACCGGACGUGACAUUUCGUUCGCGUCGCAGACAGGCCUGCAGAGGUACGAAACGGGGUGCGGUGUUCCGCAGGGGUCAGUCCUAGGACCCCUCCUGUGGAACAUCGGGUACGAUUGGGCCCUCAGAGGGGCCCUCCUCUCUGGUAUGCGGGUCGUCUGCUACGCGGACGAUACCCUAAUUUUAGCCUCGGGUUCUGACCCCCGGGAAUGCAUCCGGCGUGCGACCUGCGGCGUCCAGGUGGUUGUAGGUCGCAUCCGGAUGCUCGGCUUGGACGUGGCUCUGGGGAAAACCGAAGCUCUGAUGUUGCACGGCCCCGGAGCCAACCCCAGAUGGACACGUGCCUGACAGUGGAGGACGCAAGGAUCCCACUGUCGGGCACGAUGAAGUAUCUCGGCCUGGUCCUCGACGGACGGAUGAGCUUCCGGGAGCAUUUUAAGCGGCUGGCACCAAGGCUCCAAGUCGCCGCAGCCGCUCUCGGAAGGCUCCUGCCGAACGUCGGGGGCCCAGACGUUGGGUGUCGCCGGCUUUACGCAGGGGUCAUUAGGCCGAUGGCCCUGUACGGCGCACCCAUAUGGUGCGGUAGUUUAACGCCUAGGAACAGGGCGGUUCUGCUUGGUGCACAGCGGGUGGUUACCAACAGGAUCGUCCGGGCCUACCGCACCUUCGGACGUGAGGCAUCGUGCGCCUUGGCGGGAAUCCCGCCCUGGGAUUUGGAUGCGAGUGUGCUAGCGGACCUAUACACCCGCUGCACUGCGCUCCGGUCUCGGGGCAUCGAACCCUCGCCGGGGCAGCGUGAGACCUGGCGCAGACAAGCCCGCCUCGUCGCAUUCCGGAAUUGGGAACUAAGGCUCGCCAAUCCGACGGCGGGGCGGGCUACGGUGGAGGCAAUCCGCCCACAUCUCCAACAGUGGGUGGAGAGGCGGUACGGUGUUUUGACGUACCGCCUCACGCAGAUGCUGACCGGACACGGUGCCUUCGGGCACUACCUGUUUCGGGUGGCUCGAAGGGAGGUCACCACAGUGUGUCAUCAGUGCGGUGACGCGGAUGACACCGCACUUCACACACUGGCCGCAUGUCCGGUCUUUGCGGAGCCUCGCGCCGAACUUGUGUCUGCGCUGGGUGGAGUGAACGUCGCCGAGUUUUGCCGAAAUAAUGUUUCCAUUAUUGGGAUUUCGGCAGCUUUGUUCGUGUCUAGUUUGAAAUUGAGCCAAAAUGUCUCCCCGCAGGCAUAUCGGCGGGAUUUAUGUUGCUCAUAG